This is a messenger RNA of Cherax quadricarinatus, 1988 nucleotides long. The record is from RefSeq and is a predicted model, not a curated record. Lineage: Eukaryota; Metazoa; Arthropoda; Malacostraca; Decapoda; Parastacidae.
AUGAUUGUCAAGAGACCAACUGGCUUGCAUGUCCCACUUCUGAAACAGGUGAUGACAGGGAUCAUAAAGUCAAGUAUGUUUAUUCAGGGAAGGAGUUUUGGAGACAAUGUGAAGAGUGGGGUGAACAGCAGCGGCAGCAGCGGCCAUAGUGCCCCCGCUGGUGGAACUGCCAGUGGAGGAAACCAACAAAUUCAACUGUGGCAAUUUCUAUUAGAACUUCUAACAGACCCGAAAUUUUACCCGAUAAUUUCCUGGUAUGGCUUCGAUGGAGAAUUUCGUCUUCACCAACCAGAGGUUGUGGCCAGUCUGUGGGGCCAGCGCAAGAGUAAGCCAAAUAUGAACUACGAAAAACUCUCCAGAGCUCUCAGAUAUUACUAUGAUGGUGAUAUGAUUGCAAAAGUGUCUGGGAAGCGGUUUGUAUACAGGUUUGUGUUAGACCUGAAGAGUGUUGUCGGCUAUAGCGCUGAUGAGCUGAGAAUACAAGUGGAAGAGUGUCGAACCAGAGCUGGUUUCACACUGGUCGUCCCCCCGACGCUGGUUGUUCAGGCAUUGUGAGAGAAAACUACCUUAGGAUUCCACUAGACGUCCUGAGGAUUCUACCAGAUAUCCUGAGGAUUCCAUCAGAUGUCCUGAGGAUUCCACCAGAUGUCCUGAGGAUUCCACCAGAUGUCCUGAGGAUUCUACCAGAUGUCCUGAGGAUUCCACCAGAUGUCUUGAGGAUUCUACUAGAUGUCCUGAGGAUUCCACCAGAUGUCCUGAGGAUUUCACCAGAUGUCCUGAGGAUUCUACCAGAUGUCCUGAGGAUUCCACCAGAUGUCCCUAUGACUCCAGAUAUCCCUAGGGCAUUCCUGGCUGUGGUGGUAUAAAUCUGGCUGUCCCUCUACCACUAACAAUCAUCCCUAAGAUGCCAUCAUUGGAUGACGUAUGGCAGUUACGUACAUCACACGUGUGUGUACAUUUGAAUUAUCUAAUGUAUUAAGUUUUUGUAUAUUGCAAAACUGUGUCAACAGCUGUAUAAUAUAGCUGUAUUUAUCCUACUGCAUUGUUAGUGUUUUCUAUAUUGUAUUAUAUAUUAAUUGUACGACAAUUCAUUUUUAUAUACAUAUUUCAAAAUGCAGCAAGGAGGCGGUUGGAGGCAGUGGAGAUGUCCUGUCUAAGGGCAAUGUGUGGUGUAAAUAUUAUGCAGAAUAUUCGGAGUGUGGAAAUUAGGAGAAAGUGUGGAGUUAAUAAAAUUAUUAGUCAGAGGGCUGAAGAGGGUUUGUUGAGGUGGUUUGGUCAUUUAGAGAGAAUGGAUCAAAGUAGAAUGACAUGGAGGGCGUAUAAAUCUGUAGGGGAAGGAAGGCGGGGUAGGGGUCAUCCUUGAAAAGGUUGGAGGGAGGGGGUAAAGGAGGUUUUGUGGGCAAGGGGUUUGGACUUCCAGCAAGCGUGCGUGAGCGUGUUAGAUAGGAGUGAAUGGAGACAAAUGGUAUUUGGGACCUGACAAGCUGUUGGAGUGUGAGCAGGGUAAUAUUUAGUGAAGGGAUUCAGGGAAACUGGUUAUUUUAUAUAACCGGACUUGAGUCCUGGAAAUGGGAAGUACAAUGCCUGCACUCUAAAGGAGGGGUUUGGGAUAUUGGCAGUUUGGAGGGAUAUGUUGUGUAUCUUUAUACUUAUAUGCUACUUCUAAACUGUUGUGUUCUGAAUACCUCUGCAAAAACAGUGAUAAUGUGUGAGUGAGGUGAAAGUGUUGAAUGAUGAUGAAAGUAUUUUCUUUUUGGGGAUUUUCUUUCUUUUUGGGUCACCCUGCCUCGGUGGGAGACGGCCGACUUGUUGAAAAAAAAAAAAAAAUUCAAAAUGAUAAAAAGUUGAAUAAUUUAUACAUGGCAAUAUAUUUUAUAUCCUGUAUAUAAUAUAUACAAACAGAAAAUAAUGUUAUCAUUAGAAAUUAUGUCCAGUUGAGUCAGACUUAAAAAUUAUAUUAAAGAAUAAAUCCUUUUUUUUUUCUUCAA